AGGCUCCUUAUUCCCCGCAGGUGAUGUCAGCUGGAAGAUAUCCCAUGGAAUGGAGGUGCCUCAGAAAGCAGUAAUGGCUGAAGGAUGUUGGGGUAAUAUUGGACAGCAAAUUCUAGGUGGCCUACUAUUGCAGUGACAUGGCAGAACGGUGGCCAGCGUGAUUUUGAGCUACAUACACAGCGAAUCAGCACUGUUUAGCCUAGACUUGGCUCAAGCAUCACUUCUGGAUGAGUCCUUAGAAAAUAAGGCUGGAGCGAUCAUCAAGAAGAUGGCUGCCUUAGAGUUUCAUUUUCUUCCAUGUUUACCUGGACACGCCUGUUUGGUGGGGAGCGUUCACACCAGCUUCACUCUGACCUUUGUCAACUCUGCCACCGGCCUAACCUCAGAUGGCAGAAAUACGAAUUUCGCACCACACAAGACUGUUUAAAAGUAACACUCCUUUCCUUCCCAACACCAGCAUUCCUCACGCCAAAGGUGACCAGGCUGAAUCAGUCACAGCUCAUCCUGCCCAGCUUCUCAGGACGGAGCACCGCCUCAAGGUGCAGUGGCUGAUAAAUGGAGAAACAGCAAAGGCCACUCCUGGACCCUGGCGAUAGUGGAAUGCAGCCUGUCCCACCACAAGAUAACCAAACAACUGUACUGGGCAGGGCACCAAUGUUCCAGUUUGUGCCCUAGCCUCUCCUACCAUGUCACAAACUCUAAGCAGAGACAGGAACCUGGGUUAAGUGUUGCGGCUUAGUACAUUUCCUGUUUCAAAAAAAAAAAAAAAAGCAGCAAAGAGAAGUCAUUCAAACGAGAUGUCAGUUGCAAUGUGUUAGCACCCGGUAACCCAGGGCUCACCCUUCUCCUUUCUGGCAUGGGGCUUAACUGAGGUCGGGGAGCAGAGCAGGGCCUCUGAACAUCUGGCGAAUCCACCUAAGGGCUGCCCUUGCUGCGUAGAGAAGGGGACAGGAGGCAGUGCCACUAGCCAGGAGAAUUAAGGACACGGCAUUAGAGCCAGACAAGCUUUUGUGAGGAAAAGGAAAGAAAAACGUGCAGAGUGCAAACUGGAAUGUACCAUUUAAGUCAAGCUAUUGCAAAAGGAAAGAACUUCACCAAAGCAGCCAGGAGAUCAUCACAGGUUGGUGUGUUGUGUGUGGAGCCGUGGACAAUAUGAUCAGUCGAACUGAGAAGUCCCCGCGCCGGUGCAGGCGUCUGAGUGAGAGUUACGACGAGAAGUGCGAGCGCCGGCACGAGACCCGUGAGAGCUUGUGGAGGAGAAACAAUGUCACCACAUGUCGCCAUGUGGGGCAAUGUCGGAAAAAGGAGUCAGAGGAGCAGUCACAGAGCCCCCGCCAGAAAGAGUUCCUGAAGAGAAGGAACUUAGCCACCGAAGAAGGAAAGAAACAAGUGAGGUUUCCUACUGGGACACCAGCAUCUCCGGGACAAGAGUGUGCAACAGGCACCCCCAAGGAAGCAUCCUCCUGGAUGGAUCUGAGGUCACCCACAUCCCUCCAGAAUAACAGCACCUCCAUGGUCCAUCACAAGCAUCCCCAGCACAGUCUCAACGAUCCUCGCACGCAGAACAACUGGCACUCCUGUGGCAUUUCAUCGCAAAACAUCCUCCCCAAAGACAUCGCCAAGCUUAGCCGAGGCACUCAAACAUUAACAGAUUCUAGUGCAAUAAAGAAAAAUUCAAGCCAACAAACAGACUGUGGGAUAGCGGUAUUAGAUAAGGAAAUAAUUCAACUUUCCAACUACCUCAAGGAGGCGUUACAUCGAGAGCUGCUGCUGAAGCAGAAGAUGGUGAUUUUACAGGAGCUUUUAUCCACAUUGCUGCAAGCAUCAGAAAAAUCUUGGAAGGUACCAAAUGACUACGCUGCGUACUUCUAGUCGGCUUUAGGAUUAUGCCAGGAUCUGCCAGGGCAGAGUCCCAUCCAUGUGUGCAAGGGGAAAACCCCAUCAGGUCUUGCUUAUUUCUGCCAGCUGAAUUCCAGCUCUGUUUCUGGGGUCUUCUAAUUUUGGGAUUAUCCUUCUCUCCUAAUGGAGAAGAUGGUAUAGCUCUGAAGCUGAGCUGUGUCUGCAAGGGGACAUGACUGUGCUCAGAACUAUUUAGCAUGUGAAUAUCAUUGCCCUUCCUCUCCAAUACUGUUUCAUUUUAGAGCCAGCUGAAAAACAACUCUCCAUU
Trachemys scripta elegans is the source of this 2167-nucleotide messenger RNA. RefSeq names its product TRAF3 interacting protein 3 (gene TRAF3IP3). The record is from RefSeq and is a predicted model, not a curated record. The coding region runs from base 1153 to 1872 and encodes 239 amino acids. The transcript has 9 exons. NCBI's taxonomy places the organism in Eukaryota, Metazoa, Chordata, Testudines, Emydidae.